AAAAAAAAAAACAAUGAAUGUCACUAUUUGCCAUAUAUCAAUCAGCUGUUUGGAAAUGCCACAUCAACCGACAUGCUCUUCCAUACUCAAGAUUUUUGCGUUUAAUCUGAACAUUUUGCUUCGCUUCGGUGUCAAGUCGACUCGCUGGAGGUCUUGGAGAUAGAUCACCGUGUGUUUCAAAAGAAGGUGCAGUCUCUCCAAUUCAAGAUCUGGGCUAAAACCAAAAUCCAACCAUUUAGAGGAGACAAUCCUGAGGGCAGAAGAGCAAGGGGGCAUCCACAAAGUUCAUGGCUGGAGCAAGUUGAUUGACCCUGCUGUUUGAAAUAGGAAGGAUAACUGCAUGGGGAUGUGCUUAGUGAUGUCACCUUAAGUGGUGGUAGGCCGCCUCCCCACGAGCUGCAGGUGAUGGGCGCCGCCGCUCACCUCACGAUACUCUACGCCACCUGCCGGUGGCCACCCUUCAAAGGACCUCAGCCUACAUUAACCCGUGGAGGAAGAGUCGCCAUUAGGACACCUGGCCGUAGGACCGAAAAACGCAUGGGGAACAGCCUGCACAAAUUUCAACAAAUUUGUUACAAUUAUUGAUCUAGUCAAGAUUGCCUAGUCAGUGACCAAAAUGAACAGAAGAGGAAGUAAGGAGGAGGAUUCAGGCUCAGAUUGGGACAGCAUGUCAGAAAUUGGUCCACCACCCGCAGCCAAACAGAAGCAGCAUUCCUCUGCCUCUCCUCCUGAAAAUGCACCAGCAACAAUUCAAGCCAAAGACAGGUUUGUCCCACAUAUCGACUCUCCAUUGGACAUCAAGGCACCAAAGGAUAACCCACCAUAUGACUUCAAGACAGAAGUCAAGAGUCCUCUCCAUGUCUCAGAGCAGUUGCCUAAACCAGGGAAGCAGAGGAAGGGCAGAACCUAUGAUCCUACGUCAGGGACUCAGAAACACGUCACCUUUGCUGGAGAUCAGGAUGGUGGGCACGGACAAAGAACGGGAGUUGGAGGUCCUCCAAAUCCAGACAGUGACUCAGAAGACCCUCUCUACUCAACUGUGAAACCUAAGAACCGAAUUAAGGGGAACAGUCAGCAGAUGGUAAUAGCUGAAGUUGAGAAAAAUGAAAUGGUAAAGAAAUCAAAGAAGGCAGCUAAAAAUGCUCCAAAAUUUUCACAGAAGCCAUUGGAAGGCAUUGACAAUCAAGGAUUUGUGGAAGAUAAAGUUUUGCAUUCAGAGUCACCUACUUUGUUCAGUGAUGUCCCCAGAGGCACCCAGACCAGCAUUCCACAGAUCUCUCUCAAGACUCCGUUACCAUUACCCAGAUUAUCUGAGAAUGCACAUGGAGUUGAAAUGGCACCACAGGGUCAUGACUCCUCCUUGAUGGGCAAUAAUGUAUCUGUUGCCAAAGAAUGCCCUCCACCACUGAUACUGACGUCUGGGGAAACAUUAUUGGAGUCUGCUGGGAAGAGGCCAGUGGAGGCAGUCAACAGGGCCUUAGGAGAAAGUUUUGCCCUCAUCACCCUGCCUUUGACUUGUGUCAUCUUAUUUCUUCACCAUCUUUUAAGAUUCAUUCUUCAAGGUCUGGUUCGACCCAUUUUUGUGGACUCCCUGAGAUUGAUUAUUGAAUACCUUGUCCAGCCCUUCAUAACAGGGGUAUUGAAGCCCCUCUUGGUCACUGUGCAUGCUGCAUCAGUGAACCUCAGUGAUGCCAUGCUAGUGUGUGUGCGACCCCUGACAAGUGUGUUGCAGUCAAUAAGGCCAGCAGUCCCACACAGGGUGGCCCAGACAAAGCACCUCACACUCAUGCAUUCAUCAUUCACACCUUUAGUCCUGUCAGCCCCUGGUGGAAAGGGCUAGUCUUGUGGAUCAUCCUAUUACGCCCCAGGAUCUUAGGCAUAGCACAGCUGGCCACAUACUUCCACAGCAAGUUUACCAUAUCCUCAAAGGACUUUUCAUUUUUGCCAUGUAACACCUUCCCCUUCUCACUUGAUCUAUUCCUUACAUAAUGUUAUUUUUCACACCGAAAUUAGGACUUCCUCUCCUGAUGUACCCUGUUAUUCUUUUCUCGACAAUAUUUGUGUUAUUUGUAUACAUUCCUAGUGAUAUUCAUUCUAUCUCUGAGAGCUGCUUCAUACUCAUUCUGCAGUUCACUUCAUACAUAUGCUUUUCCAUUCCAUUUAUAUAAUCUUGUGCAUUUAUUUACUAUUUUGCUUUACCAUUCUUCUAAGAUGUAAAACUGUUUAAGGAAAUGUCUCUAAUACUUUGAUUUCUUCUUUAUGAUCUUAUUUAAGCUUCUACUCAAAAAGGUUUGUCUUGUGGACAUUGCUCUUUGUGUUUUUAUCAGCAUUUUCCAUAUUUCAUAAGAUUAAGAUAUUUUUUCUCUUACAUCACCUUACCAUGGCACUUUAUAUUAAUCUGAAGUGUAUCCUUUUCAGAGAUACAACAUUUCAGAUGUUGUUUCCCAGUAUGUGGUCUAAUUCAUAUAGUUAAAGAAAAUAAUGAGGUGAGUGACUGAAAUGUGUCACUCCAACUCAUUUUUCUACAUUCUAUUUGAAUGCAUGGAGUACUUUAGUGAUUAACAAAACCUUAAAAUUGCUGCUAUUUGGCUUUAUCUUUUUGUUUGUUCUUUUAUGAGUCCAUUUAUAGAUGUAUAUAGUGUUUAGUUCCUUAUGAGCCAUUUCAUCUUUAGUGUCCAUUUGAAAUUAUUAACAGACAAUAAGUGGCAUGGCUGAUACUAGUGCAUUCAACAUUAGUGUCUGUACAUUGAUAAACUGUUUGCAACAAGCAUAAUGAUUCAGGAGUAUUUUUCCUGUGAAAGCUUUGGGUCAACUGAUAAAGAACAUUUAAAAGUAGUACUUACACAUGUACCUAUACUUAACUUUUUUGGAGGUAAUUUGUUUUCUCAUACAUUUGAUAAUGUAUCCUUGACUGAAUAUUUAUGAUGAUUGCCAGAAGUGUGUGUGUGUGUGUGUGUGUGUGUGUGUGUGUGUGUGUGUGUGUGUGUGUGUGUGUUUAUGUUGUGUUUAUGGCAUUUGCAUAGCUGGGCGUUAUCACGAUAAUUUCUAACAAUAACAACAUUGGGUUAUCAGUUAUCCAAUGAUUAUUUUUUUCUGUAUUAUCAAUUCAUCAGUAUCACUGAUACUUUUGGUUCCAAACUAGGAAUAAUCAUUAAUUUGAAGUUUUAAACUUUCAAAAUCAAAUUAAAUUAUUUUACUAAAAACUGUACUUUUCAUUUGUGAAGAGACAGGAUAAACAUUGAAUUUGAAGCCUUUUUUGUAAGAUUUUUCUAAGUUUUCAAAGAUAAAGAUUAAAAUAAAGAUUUGGAUUUAUAAAUUUUUUUAUUCAAAAUGUCAAUAUCAUUAUUGCUAGUAUCAGAAUUUUGGAUGUGUCAGUUUAUCAGCUAUUGGGUGAUAAAUUUAUGAUCAUUUAUCAGUUAUCAGUCAUCACUGAUAAAGUUAUACUUAUCAAUUUAUUAGUUAUCAUGAUAAAUUUUUAUUGUUAUUGUGCCCAGCUGUGGAUAUUUGCAUGUAUCUAAGACAGAGUUAAUCUUUAGUACAAAACUUACUUAUUAGUUUUUUCAUAGAUUUUGUAGAUUAUUGUAAUGUGAUCUUGUUAUUUAAAGUUCCUUGUUUGUGUUCAUGAAAUACAAAUGAUGAUUUGAGCUGAUAUGAAGUUGUGAUCCAAACUUCAAAUUUAAUCUUGUAAAAAGCUUACAGUUAUCUCCCAGACCAAACUCCAUGUCAUUCCAAAGUCUAGACAUCCAUAUCUCCCAGGUUUCUCACUAUCUGUCAAGUGAUGAUGGACAAGUUCCUUGAUAUCCACAAGGAAACCAAAGACAAUAUUGAUUUUUGGUUAAUGAAAAUGUCUAUAUAAGGGAUGAGCACAUCAUUUGGUAAUGAUAAAGCACCACUGAGUUGAAAUGAAUUAUCUAAUCACUAGCAGUUAAUUAAGUUUAAUGUGAAGUGCAGUCAGUCCUUGCAAUAUUGUUAGGCUUGUGUAGUGUAAAGCGAUGAAUUAUAUUUUCCAGAAACAUUAUAUUUUUAGCUACAGUAGUGUAAAUGUCACAUUUGGAGUUCAGUGUGUUUCACUUUCUGUAUUAUAUAUGAACUUGUUCUUAUACUGAAAGAUUUUCAUGUAUGAGUAUUUGAAAUAAAUUAAGAAAUGAAGUACCACUUAUUUAACCAUUAACAAAGAGUCAAUUUUCCUUUGUUUUCAGUCACUGAACACCAGAAAAUAUGUACAAUGAUAUUUUAGUGUAUUGUUAUGACAAAGAUUUAUGCACACACACACACACACACACACACUUUUUUUUAUUUUUUUUUUUUUUUUGAAUAGAGAGCAUUUGUAAAUGUGUCAGGAAUGACAUGGACCUCCGACAAUAUCAAGGGUCUCACACAGGUGUGGAACAACCAUAUGUGGUUGUAGGGGAGAGUACUUGUUAUGAAGGAGCCUUGUUCUAGACCAAACUUUCCAAGCUGUGCAAAUGAUCUCUGUAAAGUGAGGAUAGAAGUACUUCUCUUCUCAGUUUGUUGGCCAAGUGGCUACAGGAUUGAUGUGAAUGAGUGUAAAUGUGAAAGUUGAGUGCCUUGUCUUGGCUACCCCUCUUUUUUGGGGGAUACAGCCUUGGUAUAUGUAUGUAUGUAUUCUUAUUAAUGUUUUAGCAUUUUCAACUAGAUUAAGAGUACCUAAAUGAGUGGCUUGCACCUUAUCCCUUAUGUCUUUUUAGAUUAACCUAGUGGUGCUGUGCCUUCCACAACUAACACUAUUUAAAUCCACCUCACUUGAGAAUGAUAACUGAUGCAUUCAUAUUAAACAAUAGGAGAACAGAACAGAUGCAUUGUAAAGUGGCUUGUCAGAGUGAGGAGUGACUGUGUUAGAGCUGGAUGUGGAGAUGUGUACAGUAUUAGUGUGGUAGCAUGACAGAGGAAGGAUGCUGAAGUGGUCAAAUUAUUCUGCCACAGAUAGCUGAGAAUAAAAUUUUAUGAGAAUAAGGAAAAUAUGUUCAUGUCACACCACCAAAUUGACUUUCACCUUAUUGUGUCUUAAGAAGACAAGUUGUAACUGAGCAUUUUUGUGUAUGUCAUCAGCAUCCAGGUGGUUAUUCUAUUCACAUACUAUAUAAUCAUAAUCAUACAUCCCUAUACAUUAUGCAUUGUACUGGUGCUAGGUCUUCUUGCAAAUUCCUUAAGCUGUAUUGAAGCAUAGAUCACAGCCAUCCUUGAAACAUGCACAGUUACAAAAUUAACAAUAAGUAUGUGAUAAUAUCAUAUAAACCUAUUUAUAUUGUUGUAAUUGCUUAACUACUGUGUUACUACUGCUGCUCACAUAUCCUCAUUUAAGUAAAUGCUUGAAAGUUAAGAAAACUAUUCAUAUAUUUUAAAGUUAUAUUUUAUCCUUCAUACUACAUAAAAGAGCACAUUGUUGUUAUUGUGUUGUCCAUGAGGAUGGCAUUCUGAUUAUUAUUAUUAGUAGUUUGCAUUUGAUUAUUAGUCCUGACUCCAGCUGCUGUUUCAUUAAGCUUGUAGUGACUCGGGUGUUGGUGAGCUUACUGUCGCUUGUAGGUACGCUUUGACACCACGCCA
Scylla paramamosain (green mud crab) is the source of this 5565-nucleotide messenger RNA. RefSeq lists its product as uncharacterized. The record is from RefSeq and is a predicted model, not a curated record. The coding region runs from base 617 to 1840 and encodes 407 amino acids. NCBI's taxonomy places the organism in Eukaryota, Metazoa, Arthropoda, Malacostraca, Decapoda, Portunidae. The transcript is spliced from 12 exons.